Molecule: messenger RNA, 1713 nt
Organism: Haemorhous mexicanus (house finch)
Lineage: Eukaryota; Metazoa; Chordata; Aves; Passeriformes; Fringillidae
Gene: PIGK
Product: phosphatidylinositol glycan anchor biosynthesis class K
Exons: 11
Coding region: 38-1219 (393 amino acids)
Biological process (GO): proteolysis; protein localization to cell surface; attachment of GPI anchor to protein
Cellular component (GO): GPI-anchor transamidase complex
Molecular function (GO): GPI-anchor transamidase activity
Source: RefSeq, a predicted model, not a curated record
CUUCCGGCAGCCGGGCCCGCGCAGGAGGCGGGCUGAGAUGGCGGCUGCCGUGCCCGGCGCCUCCCGGGCCCGAGCCGCCGCCGCGCUGCUGCUGCUGGGCUGCUGCGGCGCAGCGCUGCCCGGCGGCCUCCAGGAUCAAGCAGAGCAGUUUUUUAGAAGUGGACAUACAAAUAACUGGGCAGUUUUGGUGUGUACAUCCCGAUUCUGGUUUAAUUAUCGUCAUGUGGCAAAUACUCUUUCAGUGUACAGAAGUGUCAAGAGGCUGGGCAUUCCUGACAGUCACAUUGUCUUGAUGCUGGCAGAUGAUAUGGCAUGUAAUCCCAGAAAUCCCAAACCUGCUACUGUGUUUAGUCAUAAAAACAUGGAGCUAAAUGUCUAUGGAGAUGAUGUGGAAGUAGAUUACAGAAGCUAUGAGGUUACUGUGGAAAAUUUCUUGCGUGUUUUAACGGGAAGAAUCCCACCAAGCACACCACGAUCUAAACGUCUUCUUUCUGAUGACAGAAGCAAUAUUUUAAUAUAUAUGACAGGCCAUGGUGGAAAUGGUUUCCUAAAAUUUCAGGAUUCUGAAGAAAUCACAAAUGUAGAACUUGCUGAUGCCUUUGAACAAAUGUGGCAGAAAAGGAGGUACAAUGAAUUGUUGUUUAUUAUUGAUACUUGUCAAGGAGCAUCCAUGUAUGAGCGAUUUUAUUCACCCAAUAUAAUGGCCUUGGCUAGCAGCCAAGUAGGAGAAGAUUCUUUAUCACAUCAGCCUGACCUGGGGAUUGGCGUUCAUCUCAUGGACAGAUACACCUUCUAUGUGUUAGAGUUCUUGGAAGAAAUCCAUCCAGCCAGUCAGACAAAUAUGAAUGACCUAUUUCAGGUCUGUCCAAAAAGCUUGUGUGUUUCCACCCCGGGGCACCGGACGGACCUGUUCCAGCGGGAGCCUCAGAACGUUCUGAUCACAGACUUCUUCGGCAGCGUCAGGAAGGUGGAGAUCACCGCAGAGACGCUUUCCUUGGACCGCCGUGUGCCUGCCCUGGAAAGCAAGUUUCCAGAGGAGGAGUUGGCAACAGAGCCACUAAAAUAUGCUGAACAACUUCCUGUAGCUCAGAUAAUACACCAGAAACCAAAACAAAAGGACUGGCAUCCACCUGGAGGAUUUAUUUUAGGACUGUGGGCAUUGAUCAUCAUGGUUUUCUUCAAAACAUAUGGAAUCAAGCACAUGAAACAUGUCUUCUGAACUGGAGCAAACAAGAUACUUGCACUGGCUGCUACUUUGGGUUCAUGGGUAUCUCCUGUGUUCUCUGCACGUGGAUUAUGGUUGUGUUGAAACUCUGUGUUGACAUCUCGCUUCUAAAGGUUCUUUUGAAGCCAUCUCUUCUGCCCCUUUUUCUGGAAAGAUUCUAAAAAUGAUGUUAAUGUUACUGUUAUUUCACUUUGUCUUGUUAUUUUCUUUGUCUUGUCUUUGUCUUUGUUUUUUGGUUAAACUUAAAAAGGGCAGGACCUAAACCUAGAAACAGGACUUCUGUGGUUGCUUCUGGAUUGUAAAUGAGCAAAUUAUUUACACCAUACUUCGAAGUAAAUCUUAGAAGUCACCUCUUACUAAAGAACUGGACAUUGAGGAGAGCAUUAUUUAAGAUGUCAUUCUGUCAAUAAAAACUUAACCCACUUUGCAGACUUUGGCAUGGCAUAUUGGAAGCUUUCUUCACAAAAAUAAAAAUACUCUGGAAUAUA